Helicoverpa armigera (cotton bollworm) is the source of this 1843-nucleotide messenger RNA. RefSeq lists its product as uncharacterized. The transcript has 3 exons. The record is from RefSeq and is a predicted model, not a curated record. Bases 560 to 1843 code for a protein of 427 amino acids. NCBI's taxonomy places the organism in Eukaryota, Metazoa, Arthropoda, Insecta, Lepidoptera, Noctuidae.
CAACAAGCAAAGUAAUCCUAUAAGAAAAAUUAUAAGUCUAUUACUACUUAUAACGUUCUUGUUAUGGUAUUGCGGUAGACUCUAUGACUUAUAACAGCAUUUGCCAAGCCUAAACAUACUCAAGCGCAUUAGAUUUUAUAUCUCGGUCUUAUAGUCCGCUACAAGACUGACCUCUAAAACAUUUAUAAGACACUUUUACUAGUAGCAGCAUUUCACAAGCAUAGAUAUGCUCAAGAGUAAUUGUUUUUAUAUAUCAGUCUUAUAGUUAACUACAAGAUUAUCUUUUAGGACACUUAUAGGACUAAACAAUCCUGAAUAAUAUUUUGAUCCUAUACUAGCAUUUUGUGAGAGAAAACGAUAUUAUAACAUCCUUAGCUGAGACCACUACAAGUUUGUGCCGUCAUAGUCUUGCUCAAGACUUUUAUUAGCCUUAGAACUUAAUAAGAGCGCUAUAAGUUAAAAAAAACUUAUAAACUUGUAGAUCAAACACUUUAUUAGUAAACGUCAGCCAUUUUGUAACAUUCAGUUGUACCCGUCCAUUGUGAGAAUUCAGUUUAAUAUGAACUUAAAUGAUUGGAAACGAUUGAAAAGAAGUGGUGGUUACAGGAGAAAGGUAAAAAAUAGGUAUAAAGAAUUAAUUAUGUCAGGGUCUUCAGAAAUAAAAUCAAGUGCGUUAGGCGGAAUAAUUGAGGGUUCCGUGAGCAGAAAUAUUUUUCCACGUCUUCCCCACGACUCAGAAAGUGAAGAAGUUCAGAACAGCGAAGAAGAAUAUAUCGAAGAGACCACUGACUAUGACAAUAAUCAUGAAUUUCUGAAAGACAUGCAAAGCUGGGCUAUAAAAUUUAAUAUACCUCACCUGGCCCUAAACGAACUCUUUACUUUUUUGAACAAAAGAUUAGGUAAUGUUUUACCCAAAGAUGCUCGUACUUUACUUCAUACAAACAAAGAAACGGUGCAUAUUACAACCUCAGAUCCAGGACAGUAUUGGCAUAACGGAUUGAUUAAAUGCCUAAAAAAUACACUGCAGGGGCUGGAUUUGAAUACUUUACGAAAUACGAUUUCGUUAAAUGUAAACAUAGAUGGGUUGCCUGUAUACAAAAGUUCAAGACAUCAACUCUGGCCUAUUUUGUGUAACAUCUUUGAAAUUCCCCACAUACCUCCCUUUGUGAUUGGAAUUUAUGCGGGUGAAGGAAAACCAUCUGAUCUAAAUGCUUAUUUAGAGUCUUUUGUGAAAGAAAUGAACGAACUUGAAGAAUAUGGAUUAGAUACAUCGUUGGCGCCAAAUGAAUCUAAAAUCAAAGUCAAAUUAAGAGCCUUCAUUUGUGAUUCACCAGCAAGAGCCUUGAUUAAAGGUGUCACAAAUUUUAAUGGAAAGCAUGGCUGUCUGAAAUGUACGGUGAUUGGCGAAUACUCACAUAAAUCAAAUACUGUAACAUUUCCUAAGUCCAAUUGUCCUAAAAGAAACGAUAAAGAUUUUCGUGCUAAAAAAUAUGAAGAACACCAUAAGCAUGAUUCUCCGUUAUUGAAACUAAACAUAGAUAUGAUAGAGGAUUUUCCUGUGGCAGACUCAUUACACCUAAUAGACCUUGGCUUGAUGAAGCGGUUGUUGAUUGGAUGGCGUGACGGAAAGUUGGGAAAAUACCUAACCAAAUGGAGUGCUCGUGAAAUUGAUAUUGUCAAUAGCUUUUUACUGAAUUGUCAAAUGCCCAAAGAAAUUCACAGAUCAAUGAGAUCUGUAGAUGUUUUGGCCCAUUGGAAAGGUUCCGAAUACCGCUCUUUUUAUUAUCUAAGCGUUAUAAUUUUAAAUCACGUGCUCAAACCAGAACCAUUUUAUCAUUUUUAA